Messenger RNA from Botrytis deweyae, 3021 nucleotides. RefSeq lists its product as uncharacterized. Lineage: Eukaryota; Fungi; Ascomycota; Leotiomycetes; Helotiales; Sclerotiniaceae. The coding region runs from base 1 to 3021 and encodes 1006 amino acids. The record is from RefSeq and is a predicted model, not a curated record. The transcript has 5 exons.
AUGACUUUACCUUCGGCGGAGCAGACAUUUUCGACAGCCUUAUCACGGAAUGCGGAUUCUUGGUUGUCAAUCCCUGGAUUCUUGGGUGCAUCGAACGUUUCUUCAAAUGAUCCGGAUGAUCUGAUGCAGGAUGUACCAAAUCUUGCAUUUUUUAAUGAUCCGAUCGAAUCGGGCACAUGGUUUACUCCUAAUUUCGUACAUGGUCUUCAUGCUACUCAACUUGAACGGGGUCAGGACUCAUGUCAAGCAAUUACCCCUGUUCAACCGCCUCUCAACCAUAUGUCGAGCUUGAAUAAUAAAUCGAAAUCUAAAUCCAAUGCCUGCACGCCCGCCAGAAAUACCCACUUAUCCGUUGCUACGAAUCGAGUCAAGGGAUCUGCUCGGAUUGGCAAAACCAAAAAGCAUUCGGCCGCCAUAAAGGGCGAGGGAACGGAAAGCGCAUCUGUUUCAAGCAUUUGCUCCACUCGAGAAGGCAAAGAAGGCUCUGAAAUCUUAUUCCAAGUCGUCCAGACACUUCAGACAAAAGUCCGAUUGGAGAAGCUUAUAGAUGAGGCUAUCUGCUCAGAUGAUGCAUCUGAUUCUUCCUCAAUCUCAGAGGCAUCAGAUUUGGAGGUGGAUUCAGCAUAUGGCUCAUUUUCUGACAUUCCACUAUCGGACGUUUCGAGCUCUGUAUUUGAGGAACAGUAUGUUUACCUUGGAAGGCAGGCUACUGCACUAUCCAGUAUUCAAGAUUCAGAACUUCAUUCGGAUGAAGAAACACCUAGACCACUUCAGCCUUUGUCGCCUACUUAUUCAUGUACAUAUGGACCUGGAGACGAACGAUGUCCAUAUGCUACAGGCAGAAAGUCCGAUUGGAUUCGACACGAAGAAUCCGAGAAACAUUGGCCACAGAAGCGUUAUAUGUGUAUGCUCUGCGCCGAACUACAAUCAGACGACGAUUCAAAUCCUUGUUGCACUUACUGCUCUUUAGCAUUCUCAACAAUUGAGGCAGUGCGAAGUCAUAGCUUGAAUUGCAUCGAAGCAAGAAGAAAGGGAAAAACUUUCACAGGAGCAAAGACUGAUCACUUUCAAGCCCAUCUAGUCGACGUUCCUCAUCGUCCUGGACUUGAUACAACCUCUGCAGCCUGGACAUACAAUCACAAAACAAAAUGGCCAAGGUACUGUGGUUUCUGUACAUACCACUUCAAAGAUUGGGAAGAGAGAAAACAUCAUGUUGCCGAGCAUUUCAGAAGAGGUGCAGACAUCUCAAAUUGGGAUCCCUUAUUGCACAAUCCCCGACGAAAAACCGCGGACGAGCCAGGAUUACCACCAAUAAACGACGAAGACGACGAUGAUGAUGACGAUCAUUCGCACCAACAUGGCAGAGGAAAGUAUUCUACAUAUGAAGCUACGCAAACUACUUACUCCACGAGGAGCGGUGACAGCAGCGGCCAUUUCGACCUAUUAAAUAAUGGCUACUUGGACUGGGAUAAUAAUGAAGGGGGAUGGGGUCAGUAUAAUAUUGAAUAUGAAGAACGUUGCUCGAACUCACUUGAGAGCUGCCUCAACCGCCUUGGGAAAAAUCGACUGGGGAUGAAACAAUACAUUCCUGCCUAUGAUUCCUAUGACCCCUAUGUCAGCAAAUUCAUCAGCAACUCAUACUUCACUGGCAAUAAUGCUCUAAACUCCGAGCCAAUAAAUACGGUGUCGACAGCCUUCCACAACUUGGAGAUGUAUGAAACGAGUAAGUGGAUUAUUAUCAGCGCUCAUUAUUCUCAAUUAUCGCUUAACAAUGAUUCAGGUACCACCCAUAUAUUUGCACCCGUGGAUAGGUCAUAUUGCAAAAUAAGUCUGGCAAACAUGGGAAUCGAGAGGGAACCUUCGCAAGUCACACUUAACUCGCAGAGACGCCCUCGAGAGUAUUGUCAUUCUUCUACGGAUACAGGCUGUUCAAUAGACCGUGUGCCAUCUAAAUGGCUUCGACAAUGGCGAAACGUUCAUGGCAAAAGAGAUAAAAAGCUUUGCUUUGAAUCUCGCCGGAAAAAUUGUAUUGAAUGCGAAGAGUCUUGCAUCCGAGAAGAUAGUUUAAGAAACCAUUGGGUUCUCGAUCGAAUGCACCACUUUAGAGACAAUCUGAAAUCUCACCAUCGAAGAGUAGCUGACUCUGUAAACUGUCUGCUAUCUGGGGUAAUAUUUAAAAAUCAAUCCAAGCUUUGUACUCAUGCCCCGGCCGAGGGAUGUAAGAUUUGCAGAGUAUUCAAGACGUCCUACUCUGGUCCAUUGCAUCAACGACCCGAGGAGUAUGAAGAUGAAAGUCUUCUUACAUCUUCCGACACUAUCUCCUGGGGAGACAAGGGCAACUACAUUUUUGAUCCGUCGAAUUGUUCUUUGAACAACAAAAAGACUUGUGGACCAGGAAAAAGAUUGCAAGAGUAUUUCUCGGAAUAUAAGCGUGACCGGAUGUAUAGGGUAGUGGGGCAAUCUUGUAGAGGGAAGCCGGACUGGCCUCAAUACCAAGGAUUUAAGGAACAACUUUGGGAGUGUGCGAGGUCAUCUGGAAUCACGGAAGAACAACUGAUUUGGCUGAUAGUAUCAGAUUUUAUGCCUUUCGGAAUCACAUCAGAUCGACUAAGAUAUCAAAAGGCGAAACCGGGAUUUCUACAGUCGGUAGCGUUAGAAAGAUAUCUUUCUGAUUACAACUGUUGUGAACACCUGGCGUACCUGGCUUCCCGGCAUAUUGGUGGCGAUGAAAGAAGUCCUUCGAGUGCACUGAUGCAUUCUCCUUGUUUUACAUCUGAUGAUGCAACUCUCUCUCUGCAAUACCAGCAAGAAGUAUGGUUUUGUUUGUUCAGACUCCCUGAAGAAUUGUUCAUGGAACAUACAGUCGACGGUCGGCGAGCAAUAGUCGAUGGCCAAGAUGUGGAUACGCAUUUACUUUUAGGAGGUGUAAGAGCUUUUGAGCCGGGACGUACCACUUUUCUUCAUAGUAUUGAGAUGCUUGUACUGGAAGAGGGCGAUGGGGAUGGGGAGCAUCUGGAAUGA